UGUGGUCCAGCCGCGUCUGUGACCUCUAGCCUUCUGGGAUCAAUCCCUUUAAGGCUUCACCGACUCCGAUAGUGCGGAAGGGCUAGGCAAUCCAAUCCACGCGAACCACAAUAAGAAGUAUAAGUUUUGGUUCAUUCACACGAGCCGAGCAGCGUCGCGUGGUAGACCGAUAGGUAUGCGCCGACGCUUUGUAUCAUGUGUAUGACACAACGUCCGUCGGCCGAUACAAGUAAAACACGACCGAUCACCAGCCACUUCCAUUCAGUGCGCCAAGAUACGAUUUCAUCUGCACUCUCACUUUGCUAGUAGUCGCACGUGCGCCACUGCACGCAGCGAGACUGCAAGCAGAGAGUAACAUACCCGAUUUGCAAGUGUUAAUACACUGUGAAUGCAAACAGAUGUGACACUGGCAGUUAAAUUCGACGGAUUCGAAAUUCAAAUCGUAGUCCGUUUUGACUUAACGAUUGAUGGAUUGACGUGAAUUGUAAAUUGACUGUAAAUAAACAAAUAGUGUAAAAUACAAAUAUAGGUUUUAGUGUGUUCUAAGUGAUAAAAAAGUUGUGUAAAAUGACGUCACGGUCCAAGGAGAAGGUGGCGGCAGCGUUUCGGAAACUGUUCCGAUCACCUGAGAAGCUGGACAAGGAUGGAGCCGGACCGAGUGGUUCACCAGCCAGGCGCGGGUUGUUCCGACGGCACAGAGACGGAGUCAGCCCAGCAGAAGCGGCCGUGAGUUUGCCAGCAAGUCCCGCCGCAUCCGCGCUUGCAACGAAGAAGGCAGUUUGCGCCAAUGAUGCGCGGGAAAGAGCCGCAGCUGUGCGCACGCGCAGGCUUAUGAAGGAGCUGAAGGAAAUACAGCGGUCGCAAGAGCACAGGCCGAACCCAGUAUUUACAGUAGAGUUAGUGAACGACAACCUGUUCGAGUGGCACGUACGGCUGCACCAGAUUGAUCCGGAGAGCGACCUCGCCUCCGACCUGCGGGAACUUAGCAUUUCCAACAUACUGCUGCACCUCAUAUUCCCGGAGAACUUCCCCUUCGCGCCGCCUUUUAUGAGAGUCAUUGAGCCGCGGAUAGAGAAAGGAUUUGUUAUGGAAGGCGGAGCCAUAUGUAUGGAGCUGCUAACACCACGGGGCUGGGCCUCCGCGUAUACCGUUGAAGCGGUGGUGAUGCAGUUCGCGGCCUCCGUGGUCAAAGGUCAAGGCAGAGUAGCACGCGUACCGCCGCGGUCUUCGCGCGAGUUCUCCCGCCGACGCGCCGAGGAAGCUUUCCGGUCGCUCGUCAAGACACACGAUAAAUAUGGAUGGGUCACACCCUCGCUAUCUGAUGGUUGAGAAAAGAUAGCGGUCAACCCUAUGCUGAAUGGAUCUCUAAUAGUUAAUAAACUCAUUUUUAUUUUAAUAGUUUUUGUUGUAACUAGUAAAAACAAGCUAUAAACAUUUCUAUGUAAUUAAAUUGAAGAAAGUGUUCAGCCAGCCACCAGUUUAGUAUUUGUUUGACAAAUUGGAAUCUUCUGCCACUAGUGAUAAGCAAAGAAGUAGUGCUAUAUUGCCGCUCUUGCUAGCAGCAACGGAGCAGAGAGCAGCGUAAUUCCCACAAAAGAACCCUUCAAAAAAGCUUUUGAGAUAACUAUUUGCGUAAAAACAGCAUUUAAUGGUGAGCAAGCCAUCAGUGGCCGUCAAACCAAGAAGUAAGAUAUUGCCGCCAUUGGUAGCGGCAGCGGAGUGGUCUUUUAUAAGCACACAAAUUCUCAAAAGCUCAUUAUUUAAGGUAUAGACCUCUCCGCAGUAUUUCAAGCACCCAAGUUUGAUAAAAAAUAAUUUCACUAAGAAACAAAGCUAAACUACAUUUCUAGGUAGGAGCUAAAAAAGACCUCAAAUAAAUGAAACCACGAAAAAAUAGUUAGGAGGAUGGCGGGAGCGGAGAUGACCAAAUGUACAGCAGCACAACAGCCUUUUAUACUUAGGUUACUUUUAAACACUCAAGCUGUCAACUUGCAAUAUGUAAAGCAAUUUUUUAGCUUAACAUUAGUAUCAGGAAUUAGGAUAUUAACUUAUAAUACGGCCACUAAUGGCUGGCCAAGACACUUUCUAAGUAAAAUUAACUAUCAUCCUCGUCUCAAAGUACAGUGAAACAUUCAAGAAUAUUAUUACAAUUCUUAGUAUACCUACCUAUAUAGAUUAGUGAAAUUGUCGUGGGAUUAAUGCAAUAAACUACGAUGGGAAUAUUCACUAUAAUCCUAAGCGUGUGUUCACAUACAACUAACUUCAGUGAUAAAUAAAAAUUACGUACCUACUCGAAAGUUAUUGUGAACCUAACCGCAGAAGAGAAGAAAAACAACUGACAGAGUUUAACCUCGUUAUGGUAAUUGAAGAGACAUAAUAACGUUCUCUUUGGUAGAUAUAUUUUUCAAAAUCACAUUUUAUUAUCAAACUUUGUACGUGCCAAAAAUACCUAAAUGUAUCGUGCUCAAUAGUCUGUAUUGACGUCUUUUACAUUUCUAUUAGUUUCUUUUGAUAACAAAUACUCUUGUCGAACGCUUGUAGGCUCUAUUUUAUACUUACCUCCGUACACACAUUUUUAGAAAUAUUAAAAUGUACCUAACACUUUUUCCAAAAUUUUAAAUAUUUUAAUCGUAAUAUGUGUCCGUCCCAAAGUCAUUUAAUAGUUUUUGAUAUUAUGUUGUAUAAACUAACAAAAACUUUUAAAGACCUUGAUGUAUCUUUAAGUAGUUCCAGGUAUUAAGUGUACAAAAAAAGGACAUGAAAUGCCAUAAACAAAACACAUGGGUACCUGGCAAUUUAGAUGUAGUGUCCCUGUAACUUUGAGCUAAAAGUCUUACAGUAUUCUUGUUUAGAUCUCUAUGGCUGCGUAAAUACACAGGCUUUUUAUGUCUUGUCUAUUAUUAAUAUAUUCUUUUAAUAUGGAAUCUCAUCUCAGAUGAAAGAAAAACAAAAAUUGACACUUCUAUUCUAUUGUAAAGAUGACAUGUAACAUCUAAAAACAUUUUACAGUUGUAUAGUUUUAAUUAAAGCCUCAAGAGUAGUUAUACUCAAAUUAGUGAUUUGUGUAUCUAAAAGUAUGCAAGUAUAUGUAUAAAAAAUUGAAUGUGUCGCAACAUCUUAGAAUUGAUAGAUAUUAUUAAGAAAAAUGUAAAUUGAUGUUGUUGAUUUGUUUAGUGAACCAAAGAUGUUUAUUUUUUAUGGUAAAAUAAUUUAGUGCAAGAAGUGUUUAGCUGGAUUAUAUGUACAAUGUUAUGAGUGUAAUAAAUUACUUGCUCAAUUAUAAAUUACAACACUUUUAAUUAAUAAACCUUAUGACGACCUGUCCUUAACCUUCAAAAAGUUAUAAGUGAAUAUAUAAUAGUUAUGUAAUAGUAAUCUUGUCAGAUCGAAAAGUAUUGUUAAUACAGGUGUAAUGAACAAUUAAUACAAUCAAAACAAUCUUUGAUCUGAAAGUUUUUGAUAUUAUUAAUAACUGGCAUAACAAUAAAUUAAUUUUAUGUAUACAAAUAUUAUACAUAGGAAAGAUUUAUGUUUGUUUGACUGUUUGUACCCAACAGGCUCUAAAAGAAUGGACAGAAUUCAGCCAUUUCUUUGUCAAAAUAAAGCUAAAAACAGACAAAAAUGUCACAAAUUAAAAGUAACAUGUGAUUUGAU
Pararge aegeria (speckled wood butterfly) is the source of this 3654-nucleotide messenger RNA. Its product is annotated as ubiquitin-conjugating enzyme E2Q-like protein CG4502. Bases 568 to 1329 code for a protein of 253 amino acids. The record is from RefSeq and is a predicted model, not a curated record. NCBI's taxonomy places the organism in Eukaryota, Metazoa, Arthropoda, Insecta, Lepidoptera, Nymphalidae. The transcript has 6 exons.